This is a messenger RNA of Haliaeetus leucocephalus (bald eagle), 1866 nucleotides long. It is a transcript of the gene GALNT6, whose product is annotated as polypeptide N-acetylgalactosaminyltransferase 6. The coding region runs from base 1 to 1866 and encodes 621 amino acids. The record is from RefSeq and is a predicted model, not a curated record. NCBI's taxonomy places the organism in Eukaryota, Metazoa, Chordata, Aves, Accipitriformes, Accipitridae. Gene Ontology annotation, cellular component: Golgi apparatus. The transcript is spliced from 10 exons.
AUGAGGCUCUUUCGGAGACGCUACAGCCCCUUGAAGGUGGCUUUGGCAGGCGCCGUCUUCGUCAUCUUCCUCUUCAUCCUGCAGAAGGAUGUGGGGAACAAGGACCCGAGCGAGGAACCCUGGUUGAAGAACAUCGUCCAGGGGAAGGACCAAGUCCUCGACCUGAUGCUGGGGGCGGUCAACAACAUCCGAGACUCGAUGCCGAAGCUGCAGAUCGGAGCUCCGGUUCGGCAAGAGGAACCACUGCCUGGCGCUCGCUCCUGCCUGCCCGGCGUCUACACAGCGGCGGAGCUUCGGCCGCUGAUGGAGAGACCCCCCCAAGACCCCGCCAGCCCCGGAGCCGACGGCAAAGCCUUCAAGAAGGAUCAAUGGACGCCGGAGGAGACGAAGGAGAAGGAGCAAGGUUACGAGAAGCAUUGCUUCAACGCCUUCGCCAGCGACCGCAUCUCCCUCCAGCGAGCGCUGGGACCUGACAGCCGCCCGCCGGAGUGCAUCGACCAGAAAUUCAAGCGGUGCCCCCCCUUGCCCACCACCAGCGUCGUCAUCGUCUUCCAUAACGAAGCUUGGUCGACGCUGCUGCGGACGGUGUACAGCGUCCUGCACGCCUCGCCGGCCCUCCUCCUGAAGGAAAUCAUCUUGGUGGAUGAUGCCAGCACGGAUGAGUACCUGAAGGAUGAGCUGGAUCGCUACGUGGAGCAGCUCCAGAUCGUGCGAGUCGUGCGGCAAGAGGAGCGUAAAGGGCUGAUCACGGCACGGCUGCUGGGGGCCAGCGUGGCCAGCGGGGAGGUCCUGACCUUCCUGGAUGCCCACUGUGAAUGUUUCCACGGCUGGCUGGAGCCCCUCUUAUCCCGCAUCGCCGAAGAGCCCACAGCGGUCGUAAGCCCCGACAUCGCCACCAUCGAUCUCAACACUUUCGAGUUCUCCAAGCCCGUUCAGAACGGCAAACAGCACAGCCGGGGCAACUUCGACUGGAGCCUGACUUUUGGCUGGGAGGUCGUCCCACCCCGGGAGAGGCAGCGGAGGAAGGAUGAGACCUUCCCCAUCAAGUCCCCAACCUUUGCCGGUGGCCUCUUUGCCAUCUCCAGGUCCUACUUCGAGCACAUCGGCUCCUACGACGACCAGAUGGAGAUCUGGGGGGGCGAGAACGUGGAAAUGUCCUUCAGGGUCUGGCAGUGUGGGGGUCAAGUCGAGAUCAUCCCUUGCUCCGUCGUGGGUCACGUUUUCCGUUCCAAGAGCCCCCACACCUUCCCCAAGGGCACCCAGGUCAUCUCCAGGAACCUGGUCCGCCUGGCUGAGGUCUGGAUGGAUGACUACAAGGAGAUCUUCUACAGGAGGAACCAGCAAGCUGCCCAGAUGGCCAGAGAGAAGACGUAUGGUGACAUUACAGACCGGCGCAAGCUGAGGGAACAGCUCCACUGCAAGAACUUCACCUGGUACCUCCAGACCAUCUAUCCAGAGAUGUUUGUCCCUGACCUGACUCCAACUUUUUACGGAGCGAUAAAAAAUGAGGGCACCAAGAGCUGCCUGGACGUCGGUGAGAACAACCACGGUGGGAAACCGCUCAUCAUGUACCCCUGCCACGGGAUGGGGGGCAACCAGUAUUUUGAGUACACGAGCCAGCAGGAGCUGCGGCACAAUAUCGGGAAGGAGCUCUGCCUGCGAGCGGGAUCAGGAUCGGCCGAGCUGGGUGACUGCCAGUACCGAGGGAAACCCGGGCGGGUGCCGGCUAACGAGGAGUGGGACCUGGCGCAGGACCGGCUGAUUAAAAACCCAGCCUCCAGUACGUGUUUGACGGCACGAGGGAAGCACCCAGCGAUGGUUCCCUGUGACCCGACGGACCCCCACCAGCUCUGGUCCUUCACCUAG